AUGCACACUCUCUAUAGACCUCGGGAAAAUAUUCCCUAUCGUGAAGGGCUGGAAAAAGCUCGACUGAAAAGCAGGCGCGAGAAGUUCGCAAGAGUCGCUGUCGUCGCAGACCCGGUCCAACCGGCAGCAGACCUCCCUUUUGUUGCUUCUUUCGCGAACGAUCACGAGCGAAAUGCCAGACGUGAAGAAAAGAGUUUGUCGCAGGCGGACAAGCAGCGGAAAGAAGCUCAUCAAGCUCUCUUCAAUCAGGCGAGAAGACGGAAAAUCGAGACGCGAGAGGCUCUCUACCAGGCCGUCGCCGAUCGCGAGGAGGCUAAAGAACUCAACCGCAUUCAGUUCCUCCGCGAGCGAAGCAAAAGCUAUCCCUGUCGAGAGGGCUUUGACAUUGUCAGUCUCGAGUACAAACGGAACGAGGACGGCCGCAAGCUCCGCGUGCGAGAUAGAUACGCUCAGUACAGACAGGAACUUCGCGGCUAUACGCUUGCUCUCCGUUCGGGCUUCUGCAACAACCCAAUCACAGGAGACGGCGUUUUGAAGUUGCAGCGCCCCGCCAAGCCUCCAGGGCUUGAAGCCGGUGCCUCCGAAGAGCAGCAAGCUGAGGGACGCGCGGGAGGACGCUCAGAAGACGCUGGUCACAGGAUUAUGCUGGCACACGGGAGUUCUUCUGUAAAAAACAGACAUCACGGAAGGUGA
This is a messenger RNA of Besnoitia besnoiti, 693 nucleotides long. RefSeq lists its product as uncharacterized. Lineage: Eukaryota; Apicomplexa; Conoidasida; Eucoccidiorida; Sarcocystidae. Bases 1 to 693 code for a protein of 230 amino acids. The transcript has 7 exons. The record is from RefSeq and is a predicted model, not a curated record.